Molecule: messenger RNA, 4149 nt
Organism: Morchella importuna
Lineage: Eukaryota; Fungi; Ascomycota; Pezizomycetes; Pezizales; Morchellaceae
Exons: 8
Coding region: 1-4149 (1382 amino acids)
Cellular component (GO): intracellular anatomical structure; nucleus
Molecular function (GO): RNA binding; ATP binding
Source: RefSeq, a predicted model, not a curated record
AUGAGGCGUCUGUCGAGCUUCCAUUUGCGGUACAUCAUGCAACAACAACAAAAUGCUUCCAGUCCGACCCGCAAGCAAUUUUUACGCUCCAUCGGGCGAGGAGGCGUGGACGCAGUACGAUGGGCUUGGCCCCGUGGGAAACGAUCUACCCACAAUUCUCUAUUCCAGCCGCAGGGGUCGAAAUCUGGCGGGAACAACUCUAGAGGACCAGUUCAGCGAAAUAAUAGGGGGGGGUUCAAAACACAGGGGCGAGAGCGAUCACCUCCAAGAGGAGCCGGGAGAGGAGGUGAUCGGGUGCACAAUGAAUGGCCCCAAUCGAAGUCCUCGGGCCAUAUGAAGUCUCGAGACGUGAGGCCAAGGGAACUAGUCGAUGAAGCUUAUUUAGAGAAGAAUUUCGAGGCCUUAAAAGAGGAUGAUUAUAAGAAGGCACCGAAGGCACUAUUUAAUAACCCAAAGGCAUUUUUAUGGGAUUUCAAGACAUUAUCGGCAAAAUCUGCAUUCUUAACCCAGAAGGGUGGGCUUUAUAGGUGUACAGUUAUCGUCACACUUCCAAAUGGUCAAAAAAUUGAGGCCGUUGGAGAUCAUUCUCAUAAGAAAAAUUCGGAAAAAAUCGCUUGCCAGCAUUGUGUUCUUAAGCUUCAUUCCAACGGCUUGCUCAAAGACAUUAUCUACCAAGGUUCCCAUGAGGCCGCUUUUGACCAGGCUUUGUUAAACGAUGAAUCCGACGCGAAAAUGGAUAUCUACGAUUACUGUGCGCGUUUCGAUGCCGUUCCAAUGUUCAUUUUUCGUGAAACCCAACGACCGGGAAACCGAAGGCCACUAGUUGAGUGCACUGUAGAGAUGCCGGAACAGAAUAUUCAGGCCUCUGCCCGCGCUGCUGAUAAAAAGGUCGCGGAGAUUUUGGCAUGUGUGGAGUUCAAGAAGCAGGCUGAGGAAUAUCACGCUAAGCACGGCGAAUCGACAAUUGUUGUUAAAGAUCUAUUAGCUCUUAGCACUCGUAACGCGAGAAAGUUUUUCGAAUUUUACAAGAUGCAUAACCGAGGCGUCACAUACGAUUGUACUAUAAAACAGGUUUCGGGAGGAACUAAACGACUGAAAGCUGGCUACUUCCUUGGGCAGAUGAUGCUCAAUAACGAACCGCUAGGAGAGCCAGUGGAAAUGCACAGUAAAAAGACAGCAGAUACUGCGGCUUAUCUAACUGGUGCUGUGGAAUUGAAGAAAAGAGAGCCAGGAAUAUUUCCGAAAUUUUUGGAGGCUCUUAGGCUUGGAAACGGAGAACUUCUGAAGCCGAUUACUCCCGCAUGGAUAAAUAUGGAAAAUGACUCGGUGAUGGCUAUGACUGAUACUCUGAUGGGUGUUAGGCGGGUCGGACUUCCCCCGUCUGAAGAGGAAGAGGACAUGAUGGAGGCCAAGGAGGAGAAGGGUAGGAGGAUGAACCCGUGGAGGCGUUUAGAUAAGGCAUUCGUGGCAGUUAAAAAUAUCAAGCUGCAGGAGGAUUACGAGAAGUAUCUCAAUGAUCCUGCAUUGACUACUCUGAGGCAAAAGCGCGAGGAGCUACCGAUGAACCAAUACCAGUCCAAGGUUCUGGAUAUUGUUGAAAACCACCCCGUUAGCAUUAUUGUUGGUGCCACUGGAUCUGGAAAGACGACCCAGGUACCUCAGAUUUUGCUCGAGAAGGCGAUUAAGGAAGGGAGGGGUGCUGAAUGCAACAUCAUCUGUACUCAACCUAGGCGGAUUGCUGCCACCUCUGUGGCACAACGUGUUGCAGUAGAGCGAAACGAAUCUCUUCAAAAAUCUGUUGGUUACCACGUCCGAUUCGAUUCAAAGCUACCUUCUGCUGGCGGAAGCAUCACUUACUGCACGACUGGUAUCCUCCUUCAACAGCUUAGAAACUCUGCCGAUGAAGCAUUAGAGGGUGUUACCCAUCUCGUUAUUGAUGAAGUCCACGAGCGCGAUAUUCUCAUCGACUUUUUGCUAAUUAUUUUGAAGCGAGUGUUGAAAGAGAGAAAAAUCCUUGGGAAGCCUAAUGUCAAGGUUGUGCUUAUGAGUGCCACAAUGGACACAGACCUCUUUUCCAAUUACUUCGCGGAAAGGAACGAGCAUAAUCAUCUUGUACCCUGCCCUGAUCUUAGUGUUCCUGGACGUACUUUCCCUGUCAAAGAAAUGUACCUUGAAGACAUCAGGGGAAUCCUCAAAGAGUCACAUUCACCCGCCGAGUUGUUUAUGCUUAAUGAGCCCGAUUCGAGGGAGUAUCUCGGAAUUGAAGGCAACCUUUCAGCCUCCGCCCCUGCGUCUAGGCUUGCUUCGAGAGUUCCAUCCAGGGCUCCAUCUAGAGCUGCUUCCACACGAGAAGAGGUUCCUGAGGACGACGACGCGGUGGACAAUUCCACUACUAUUAAUUGGAAACAAGAAGUUAAGCUUGGUGUUGAUGGUCAAGCGGUUGUUUCAAACGAGAAGCAGGAUGCCAUUGUUCCAAUCGGCCUCAUCGCAACCACUGUAGCUCAUAUCGCAAAGUCAACUACCGAAGGCGCCAUGUUGGUAUUCUUGCCUGGUCUGGAGGAAAUUACGGGACUUGAUGAAGCCCUUCGAACUCGAAAACCACUUGGUGUUGAUUUCAAUGAUGCGAGCAAAUUCAAGCUCUGCCUACUUCAUUCUUCUAUCCCUAAUCAAAAUGAAGUAUUUGAUGAUGUUCCAGAGGGCUGUCGCAAGGUUAUCCUUUCCACCAACAUUGCGGAAACUUCCGUCACCAUUCCAGAUGUCAGAUAUGUUAUCGAUAGUGGAAAGAUGAGGGAGAAGCAAUACGAGCAGGCACGAAGAAUCACUCAACUUGUAUGCACUUGGAUCAGUAAAUCGAACUCGAAGCAAAGAGCUGGAAGAGCCGGUCGGGUUCAGAACGGAAACUAUUGGGCAUUGUUCUCUAGGAAUAGAUUCGAGUCGAUGCGUGCCACAGGAUUGCCGGAAAUGUUGAGAUCAGAUCUUCAGGAAAUUUGUUUAGACAUCAAGGCGCAAGGCUUUACCGACCCAGUUAAGCAGUUUUUGUCUGAGGCUAUAGAAGCACCUACUCCAAACGUCAUUGAUGCUUCACUCAAUCAAUUGAUGACACUUGGUGCCUUGACUGAUAACGAACGCCUGACGCCUCUAGGGCGUGUAUUGGCCACCAUGCCUGUUGAGCCCGCACUUGGAAAGAUGAUCUUGCUCGCUGUCAUUUUCCGUUGUCUUGACCCGAUCAUAAUCCUGGGCGCUUCUACAGCUGCUAGAGAUCUAUUCGUCAGCCCUCCAGAAAAACGACAAGAUGCCAACCGUGCAAAGCACGCUUUUGUUCGCGGUACGGGUAGUGACCACAUGGCUAUGGUCAAUGCUUUCCGUGAAUGGAGGUGGAUUCGUGAUCAGAACGGUCAAUACGCGGCGAGCAGAUUCGCAGAUGACAAUUUCCUCCAUAAAGGUGCUCUGAGGACUCUUGAGCAGACUGCUGAACAAAUCGAGGAGAUCUUGGUUCAGGCAAGUAUCAUUCCAUUCACUAGGAAGGGUCAGCGUUACCAAUCAGAAAUUGGGCAUGCACGCUUGAACGAUAACUCCAACUGUGUACCACUCAUCAAGGCCCUCACUUUGGCUGGCAUGUACCCUAACUUGGGUAUCAAUACUGGCGGAAGAGGGUUCCGGACUGCGAAUGAGAAUUUCACUAUGAUUCAUCCAACAUCUGUACACUACGGUAACAGAGCAGACGAUCAAUUACCGUUUGGAACCCUUGUUACCUAUUCAGCCAAGGCUAGGAGCAAUGAUGGAUCAACCUUGCUCCUUCGUACUGUCACUGAAAGUUCACCUCUGGCGGCAAUGCUCUUUGGCGGGAAAUUGACGAAUUACGGAAACAACUUGGAGAUCGAUUCUUGGCUUCCAUUCUUGGCGCCUACACAAACUGCGAAGAUUACACAUGAUUUUAGGGGGCUAUUGGAUAGGCUGCUUGCACAUGCAUUCCGUAGUCUUUCCAAGAGAGGUAACGAUAGGAGUGGAUUUUUAGCCGAUGAUCCGGCUCGUGAGACUUUCGCAAAAGGGCUAGUAGAGGUUCUUGAGUGUGAUGUUCCAAAGAGGCAGCCCAACCGCCAGUGGGGAUCUGGUGGUCAAACAGAUAGGGGGUAUACACGCAGGUUCUAA